CUUUUUUUUGAGUAACUAACACAUUUCAGAAUAAGUAAUAUCACUUCAUCUUCAAAUGGUUUUUGUUCAUACACAAUGAUCGAAAUAGAUCGAAUUUCCAAGUCAAUAUAACAGCGAUCAAUGAUUGGCUGCCACUAACGUCACUUGGAAAAAAGCCUUUCAAGGUCAAAACGAUUUUCUAAUCGGGUCAUGUUAAUAAAUUAGAAUCAAUGCUGUUCAAGAUCAUUACGACUUUAUUCCAUACAUAUUUCUGUCUUACGUUUGAUUGGACAUUUUCUGUAACCUUGAUGUAAAAUCUUGUCACUGAUUUGACUUCAUAAAUAACCAAUAAAAGUUCUGGAUUUCACCAUAGAAGAAAAAAAUGAAGUUCAAAAUCAGUUGUGUUCAAAUAUCGAAGUCAACAAGUGGGAAUAAUUUGUAACAUCUGUCAAGAUAAUCUAUCAGUUCUUUGUUUCAAAAAUAUUUUCACAAGUGUAUUUCAUGUGGGGGCUUGUAUAUUCACUAGCCACCUAAAUUGGAAUAAAUAGAAUGAAGCUGAAAUCUGUGAAACACAUAUUGAAAGCAGAAUACUUUAGUCACUAAACCUCUGAUCUUCAUUCUAAGUGUUUACUUUAAAAUAAAAAUAAAUUGGAAGCUGAACAGAGUCAAUGAUAAAUGUAUCGAAAUGUUUGGAGUAGUUUUAUAUUAGGAACUUUAAACAUAACUACGAGAAUAUUCUUUCCUUUUUUAGUGCAUAUCUAUUAAUCUGUUUUUCAUAUCUCCCAAUAUCAGAUAUAUAGGUAAGCUAAUUAUAUAAAUAUAUAAGAUGAUAAUAAUACAUAAAUUUGGAUCGUAGAAUAACUCUCAAGGUCACGUACCAGACAACUGUACUUGUAGAAAUGAAGCUCAUAGCUCACAUAACUGAACUGCAAUAUUGUAUACGAUGAGUUAAUAAUCAUUUAUUUAUAUAAGAACCAUAACUGAUAUGAAUUUAAUAUUUCAUAAUGGUAUAAACUCUGUAUAUUUUAGAAACCGAAAUAUGGAACAAGGUUUACGAUUCUGUUGGUAUUUACUUCCGACUUUAUUGGCAUGGAUAGUAAAAUAUGCAAUUCGUCUAAUUUUAUUACCGAUUUUCAUCGUAUUUAUUCUCGGUUAUGUUGUGAAAUAUUUCAAGAAAAAGUCUAAAUUGCGCAUUAAAUUAUUACGUAAAAGACAAUUAAUAACUCAAGGAAUGGAUCAUCUGAAAGAACAUCUUUCAUCUACGAAGAGCUCAUCAAAUAUUGAUUUACUAGCAGUUACAAAUCUGAAUUUAGAUACUAUUCAAGAAGGUUUAGUUGAAGGCAAAUUUACACCAGUUGACUUAUUACAUGCUUAUCAAAUUAAAGCUUUACAACUAUAUAACUCAGGAAAUUCAGGAAUAUGUGAAUUUCUUGAUGAAGCAGAACAGUUGGCUGUUGACGUUGUUAACUUGAAUCGCUUACCUACAAGUAAACAAACGUUGGUUGGUAUUCCUAUUAGUUUAAAAGAAUUGUGUUCGACCAAGGGAUAUGAUGUGACAUUUGGUUUGAUAAAACGAUGUAAUAAACCUUCACAUGAAGAUUGUUGCAUAUUGGAAGUGCUAAGACAUGAGGGAGCAAUACCUUUUGUUCUGACAGCAACUUCUCAAACAGCUCUAUCUCUGAGUGGAAUAAAUCCAGUAUUUGGUGAUAUGUCCAAUCCUCAUUCAUCAGAACAUGAAACAGGCGGGAGUUCUAGCGGUGAAGGUGUACUUCUAAGUUUACGGGGAUCUCCAGUUGGAAUUGGAACAGAUCUGGCUGGAAGUAUAAGAAUUCCUUCGGUUUUCUGCGGUCUUGCUGGCUUAAAACCAACAACUAAUCGUAUUAGUAGUAAAGGUGUAAGUGUGAUCGGUCAUAAAAAGUCAGUAUUAUUGAGAGUAAGUGUUGGACCAAUGGGUAGACGAGUGGAUGAUCUAGCUAAAUUAAUGCGUACACUUUUAACAACAAAAAUGUUUCAAAGGGAUCCAUAUGUGCCACCAUUACUGUUUAAUGAUAUGAUCUACUCGGGUACAGAUAACCCGAAAUUGACAAUCGGAUAUUAUGCGACCCUAGAGGAUCCACUAAUUAUUACUAGCGUUCCAAGUGUUCGCAGAAUAGUGAAUGAAUCAGUGGACAUUCUAAGGCAACGCGGUCAUAUAUUGUUACCGUUUCAUCCACCCAACAUAAAAUGGGCUUAUGAAUUAAGUAUGAAGGCAGUUUCUGUUGACACAAAAUAUAAUUUUCAAGAGGCUUUGUUUGCAGAACCACUAAAUGAACACACCAAAUUUCUUCGUCUUUUAAUUGGUGUCCCACACUGUCUGAAAGUUAUAAUAGAUAAAUUAUUGAAAAUUAUCUUUGGUAGACCAGCUGCAGUUACAAGUUUUUUGGAUGGUCCUAGAGGCGAAGCAAAAACAUUAGAUUUAAUCUCAGAUAUUGAGUUGUAUAGACAUGAAUUUCAAAGAGCUAUGGAAGAAGCUGGUAAUUUGGAUGCAAUCAUUUGUCCUGUUCUCCCUUUCCCAGCAUUUCCAAAGUCGGCCAAAUCGAUGUUUGUUACACCAGCUAUCGCUUAUACAGUAUUGUUUAACAUGUUAGAUUAUCCAGCUGGAACAGUUCCAAUGGGAUAUGUGAAUAAGGAAGAUGUACAAAACUCAAAAGUGAUGGCUGAAGAAUACAAGAAAGUUGGCAAUCGAUUUCUUUCUGAGGUAUUCAAGUAUCAGGAAACAAGUGAAGGCUUACCGGUUGGUGUACAAAUCAUUGGUAAACCAUGGCAAGAAGAGCGUGUGCUAUAUGUUAUGAAAGAACUGGAGACAUCAAGAACACUGACUGAAUAGUUAGAACCGUUAUUCUAAACAUUAUUUCUUCAUUUGACUUAGCUUGACCAUAUAUUAUCGCGUUGCUGUAAAAUAUUCAUUACCGUUUAAUAUACACAGAAGUAUAAUAUUUUAAUGUGAAAAAAACUGAAUUCGGCUUUCGAAUUUUGAAAUCUACUUACUUCUUUCAUUAAAAUAUAAAAAUUUCUAGAUAUUGUUUCAUUUUUGUUUAUGCAGUAUUUUAAGCAGAUUCAUUGAAACAGUAGCAAAUAUUAGUUGAAAUCGAAACAGAAAUUCAUUAUUAGCCAAAAAAUAGCAAUUUAUGUACAAUUUUCAUUUCUUUUAAGUACUAGUUAGUUACAGUAAUUGUUAAGCAAAGAAUGAAACUCAGUAUUCUUUAUUACACUAAUUUGAUUUGAACUAGGCAUCCUAUAACUUUAGUCAUAUCUCCUUAAAUAUAUUCUUGUUUAUCAUAAUACUUGUGUCACAUCUUGCUUUCAAUUCUUCAAAACGUUCAUGGAAGCCCUCCAAAAUCAGACAUUUCAACUGCAUCUUUUUGGUUAGUGAGUGUUUCAAUUAUGUGGAAGUGCUAUAUAUGUCUAGCAUCCAAUCCACUGAUUUUAAAAUGUAGAUUUUUCCAGUUCUGAUAGUUGUAUUAUUCACAUAAAAUCUUGUUAUUACCGAUUACUACUACAACUCAAUCCCCAUAAUCCUAGUUUUCAGGUGCUCGUCUCCACAUAAUCUAAAUCCAUCUGUUUUCAAGAAAUUGUAAGUUGUUUAACUAGUGAUUAAGAAUGGUAACCUACCUGGGUGACAGAAAUAUAGGCCUAGUUUUCGAUAAAAAUGAGUUGUUAUGAGUAACAGCCGGAGGUAUAUAUAUAUCAUUUUAGUAUCGAAAAAAAAAUAAGUAAAGGAAUCUAAUCCAGAUAAAACUGGAAAUUAAGGAUGGUCAGUUUGCGUUAGAACUCAAUGGCUAAUUUGACUCAUCUGUAUUUUAUUGUCA
Schistosoma spindalis is the source of this 3827-nucleotide messenger RNA. NCBI's taxonomy places the organism in Eukaryota, Metazoa, Platyhelminthes, Trematoda, Strigeidida, Schistosomatidae. The record is from the annotation of a GenBank genome assembly.